Rotaria sp. Silwood1 is the source of this 1038-nucleotide messenger RNA. Lineage: Eukaryota; Metazoa; Rotifera; Eurotatoria; Philodinida; Philodinidae. The record is from the annotation of a GenBank genome assembly.
AUGGUAAAAUUAACACCUGAUCUAAUUGCUAAACAAACACCAGGUCAUAAUAAACGACGUGCUGAUGAAACCGUUGAACAUUAUCUUUCACGUCUUACACAUUUACCAUUUCAAAAUCGAGGCAUUGAUUCAAUUGAUAUGAUUCCACCUUGUCGUCUAUUAACCGUGAUCUAUCUUUAUGAUAAUAUAAUAAAUAAAAUUGAAAAUUUUAAUUUUGCUGAAAAUUUAACACAUCUUUAUUUACAAAAUAAUCGUAUACAAAAAUUAGAAAAUCUUGAUUGUUGUUCAAAAUUACAAAAAUUAUAUAUUGGUGGCAAUCAAAUACAAGUACUUGAAGGUCUUGAUAAAUGUAUUUAUUUAACAGAAAUCUAUGCUGAAAAUCAACGUUUACCUGAAGGUGAAAAACUUGUUUUUGAACCACGAACUUUACAAUGUUUAUCAAAUGUUCUUGAAAUUCUAAAUGUUAGUGGCAAUAAUUUAGAUUCUUUAGUUGAAUUAAGUUGUCUCGAAAGAUUGCAAGAGUUAACUGCAAAUAAUAAUAAUCUUGAAAAUCUUCGUGAACUUGUACAACUUUUAAGUGUAUGGUCACGUUUAAAACGACUUGAUACAAGUCGAAAUCCAAUAUGUUCAAAAUCACGUUAUCGUGAACGAUUAAUUGUUGUUUCAACAACAUUAGAAAUGCUUGAUGGAAAACAAAUAACAGAUAAUUCUCGACAAUUUUUAAUGAGCUGGAAAGCAACACGUGAAGCACAACACAUGAAAGAAAAAUCUAAACCUAAUUUACUUUAUAAUGGAAAUGAUGUUUUAGGUAAUGGUGAUUAUCGUCGUAACAUAUUCAAAGCUGAUGUUGGUCUAAUUAGAAAAAGUCAAUAUCCAGAGAGACUUGUAGAAAAUGCUCAACGAACAACGACAGUAACAAAAGAUAAACAUUCAAGUUUUCUUGCUUCAAAUAAAUUCACUAAUACUGGACUAACAAAUUCAAAUAAUAAUCAUACAAUGAGUUUCCAUGAUCCAACACAACAAGCAUUUCUUAAAUGA